Messenger RNA from Olea europaea var. sylvestris, 2264 nucleotides. RefSeq lists its product as uncharacterized. The transcript is spliced from 5 exons. The coding region runs from base 209 to 1582 and encodes 457 amino acids. The record is from RefSeq and is a predicted model, not a curated record. Gene Ontology annotation, molecular function: nucleic acid binding. Lineage: Eukaryota; Viridiplantae; Streptophyta; Magnoliopsida; Lamiales; Oleaceae.
AACAAUCGUCAAACCCUAUCUCUUCUUCUUCUUCUCUAAAGAAACUAUAAUCUUUUUCUCUUACAGAUUAUCACUUAUGGAAAUUUGUAGGUUUUUCGAUUCAAAGAUGUAUGGGGCGUCGAAUUUCAGCUGAAUUUAUUCUCAUAAAUCAGACUCUAGGAACUUGUAACAUAAUAAUUGAGAAAAAAAAAUCAAGAUUUUGAAGCAUAUGGAGGGCUCUGUGACCGCAUCCGAGGAUUUCGGGGCUCCGCCAGAGUCUUGGGAGGUUGCUGAUGUCGACGCCAGCAUGCGCCGCCUUAUGCUGUCUUCUACGAAAAACGAUGCUGUUUCUUCUGAUUCUUCGAGUAGCAAUCGGUCUGAGAAGGGCGAUGUUUCUCCUUCGAUUGUUGUACCAGAGGAUUUGGUGAAUUCUGUGGAUCAGUUUCUAAGGGAGGCCUUGCAAAAUCCUCGUGAACGGCUCUCUGUUUUACGAAUCGAGCAGGAUGUUGAAAAGUUCAUCCAGGAUCCCACUAGAGAUCAGAUGGAGUUCCAACAGUUGCCUACUUCUUACUUGAGGUUGGCUGCACAUCGUGUAGCCCAGCACUAUUCAUUGCAGUCUAUGGUUUUAUUGGAUAAUCAGCCUGAUGGCUCUGGUUCUAGAAUUAUUGUACGCAAAACGUCUAAUAUUCGCCUGCCUUCUAUCCGCCUUGCUGACAUUCCUGUUAAUCUACCAACAGAAGAUGGUCUUGUUAAGUUUGCAAUCAAGCAAAGGCCACAGAAAGGGUCACAAACCUUAAGUUCUAAUUCACGUUCUUCAAAACCCAGUGGUUCUAAGAGUGUUGAGGAAAGAAAAGAGGAAUAUAAUAGGGCUCGGGCACGAAUAUUCAGUUCCAAUAAUUCUAGUGGGAAUUCAAAUUGGAAACCAGAAAAUGAGCACAGGACGAAGGAUAUUUCCCAGAAAGAUUCAUCCAGGAUAUCAAACAGUGAAGAGAGAUUUUUUCCAGGAGGUGGGUCUGAUCCUAUUCGUAGAAGUUUAUCUGAUUGUUCUACAGUUAGCGGUAGAUCACCUGUAAGUAGGACAGAGGAGCCAGUUGGUAGGUUCAAAACUAAUAAUAAGGUGGCUAUUUUUCGGGAUCGUGAAGUUGAUCGUGUGGAUCCUGACUAUGACAGGAGCUAUGACAGAUAUAUGCAAAGAUUUGAUCCUGGUUUUGGAUAUAACGGCGGCCCAUAUGCCAUUCAGCCCAUGUAUGCACCUGCCUUGAACUAUAACACUGAAUUUCCACAGCUUGGAUCAAGUCAUGGGCCUCCAAUCUCUACUGAACACCAACCUUAUCCUGUUCCCCAACAUCUACCUGGGCCAUGGGUUGCACCAUCAGCUCCUGCUGGUAUUGGGUAUGGUCCGCCAGAGACAAUGAUGACUACAUUUAGUCCCAGUCAUGUUGGUGCACGCACCAACUCAGCUCUCUACUUGCACUCUGCUCAAUAUCCUUGUCAACGCUCUGGAAUGCCAGUUAUCCAUCCCCAUGAAGCAAUUCACCGGCCUUUUCCGCAGUCUUAUCAGCAGCAACAUGAUGCUAGCUUUGGAAUGGCCCAGCCCCGAUAAGGGGCUUGGGCCGUGCCUGCAUCCUACCAGUAGACUUGUCUUAAAUGAUGAGGACGCUGCUAGGGCAGCGCAUUGCCCCAACUGGACAAGGUGCAGGCAUAGGCAACCGAGAUGCGCUGAAUGGACAUUUGGCACCAUCUUUGGUCCAUCCACGAGUCUCGGUUAAAUAGAGCUUUAUUCGUGUUCGAUGGAGUUAAUAGGUGGUAUUGCAAUUGAUUGGACGAGUUCCCUAGGACUCUCCCUUGCACUGCAUGAUGACGAAAAUCAAGACUGGAAGUGAAAUCAUAGCAGUGUAGGUGACUCAUAAGUUGGGCAAAGGAGCAGGUAUAAUACCAGUGUGCCCAAAAAAUGAUUAUUGCCUGAAAGAUGUCUUGAAGAAGAAGAGCUAUCUGUUUGGGCCUCGGAAACCAUUACUUCUUGGCUAACUGUGAUUGUGUGUCUUCGACUAUGUCAACUGUCCCAGUAAAUGUAAAGCUGCUACUUGAAAUAGCGUACUAUCCAAACCAAACCUUCUAUAGCAUAGUACCUGAAGUGUUUCUGCUUAGGUUUUUUUGAUAAUUAAACAGCAUCUUGGUUACUUAACAAUUGUUACCAUUUUCUUGGGCAAAUUUCGUGUAAUGCUAAUUCUGCAAUAUAGUAUGCCUUGAGUCAUUAAUAAAUAAAAGGGAAAAUUGUAGCAGCA